Molecule: messenger RNA, 207 nt
Organism: Plasmodium cynomolgi strain B
Lineage: Eukaryota; Apicomplexa; Aconoidasida; Haemosporida; Plasmodiidae
Exons: 2
Coding region: 1-207 (68 amino acids)
Source: RefSeq, a predicted model, not a curated record
AUGAAGAAGAGAAGCCUCUUUUCAAGUAAAAAUCGCCACAUAAAGAAUAAAAACUACCUUCGGAAGAAAAACAAAUAUUUCACUGACCAAAAAUUUCUUCGAAAGUUUAAAAAGUUUGCAAAAUCUGAUGAGCCAAAGAAGGAGUUAGUUCGGAUGUCCCAUGGGGAGGAAAAUCCUGACGUCGCCACACUGACGUCGCCAUACUGA